GAUGGCGAACGUCAAGGCAGCAGGAGCUAACGUUAGCGCUCCACCAAGAAAAAAAAACACUUUAGAAAGUUCUGAUGACGAAACAGACAUUGAGAUGAAGCGACAAUAUGAAAAAGCAAAAAGACAAAAAAAAGUUGCAAAAGAGAGGAUCCUCACUCAGUUGAAGGAUACACUGAGGAAACCACUCCACUCCACUCCAUGCAGAACCAAUCCAUUACAUAGUGAGGAGGAAGUUGAAUCCGAAACGGUGGACACAAACGUGGAUCUGUUCAAUUACCCAGGGAAUUCUCAACCAACCAAACAAAAAAAGGUUGCAAAUGAGAGGGUCCUCACUCAGCUGAAGCAUACACUGAGGAAACCACUCCACUCUGAUCCACGCAGAACCAAUCCGUUACAUAGUGAGGAGGAAGUUCAAGCCGAAACCGUGGACACAAAUGUGGAUUUGUUCGAUUACCCAGAGAAUUUUCAACCAACCGAUACCUUAGAUGCUGCUGAGGCAAGUGGAGAGAGCGUGGAACAGCCAUUAUUUGUCAGUGGUGAAGUGUUGAAAGCUUUGAAAGAAAUUCCCACCUUAGUGCAGUGUGUAAAGGAACUAAUAUCCUCAAUGAACAGAGGGAUCGAUACAGCAAGCACAAGCUCAGGGUCCUCCAGCUCAGCCCAAGAGAUGAUUUCUCUGGGCAACAUGGCUGUCCAAGUCAACAAAACCUGCUUUAGGAGAUUGAAUAGGAGCAGAAUGUCCCUGUUCACUCAAGAGUUAGCUGUUUUGUUGUUUGGGAGGGAGGUUCUGGGUUCAUCUAGCCUCACUGGGAAUAGGUCCCAAAAAGAACGGCUGAACCCAGAAAAAAUGAAUGCACUUAUUGACACUGUUAUAUCCGAGUUUCCGGGCACGUCACAGUCCGAGGUUAGAGCCGUAAUACGGCGAAAGUGCAAUAACGAAAGUUUUGUUUCAAAAAAAAAAACACUGUAAAGGUAAUUUUUUGUUGUUGUUGGGAAAGGAAUGUGAAA
This is a messenger RNA of Carassius auratus (goldfish), 1005 nucleotides long. RefSeq lists its product as uncharacterized. The transcript is spliced from 8 exons. Gene Ontology annotation, molecular function: DNA binding. Bases 2 to 967 code for a protein of 321 amino acids. NCBI's taxonomy places the organism in Eukaryota, Metazoa, Chordata, Actinopteri, Cypriniformes, Cyprinidae. The record is from RefSeq and is a predicted model, not a curated record.